This is a messenger RNA of Mercenaria mercenaria, 1884 nucleotides long. RefSeq names its product polypeptide N-acetylgalactosaminyltransferase 13-like. Bases 1 to 1884 code for a protein of 627 amino acids. The record is from RefSeq and is a predicted model, not a curated record. Lineage: Eukaryota; Metazoa; Mollusca; Bivalvia; Venerida; Veneridae. The transcript has 4 exons. Gene Ontology annotation, cellular component: Golgi apparatus.
AUGGAUACAGCUUAUGCCCAUAUCCAUUUCUUGAACUUCUUCAUCUACGAAGGCAGUGUUGGUCUUUCAAACAAUGAUAAAAGCAGUGUGAGUUUUUGGAACAGUUACCAACAGGAAAUUUAUGGUCGACAGACACAGAGACAGGCUCUGACGCAAACACUGGUGUUCUUCAGUUAUAGAUGGAAACUGAUUUCCAGAGUACACGAAGAAGGGUUCGAUGAGUCUGAAUUAGUUGAUAAAGUAAAACUAGGACUGCAUGCAAAUGUUUCCGAGAGAAAACACAGAUUUAUUACCAGAAAUGAAACUAUACGGACUUUUACGCCUAAAGAAAAAACAGUGAUAUACAGACAGUAUGGUCCUGGUGCAAACGGGACUGGUGUCAACACAUACGGCCUGAACUUAUCACUUCCCGGUUUAGAAGAGAGGAAUAAAUUCCACGGUUUCAAUACAUUUAUAAGCGAUAUGAUAGGUCUACACCGAAAAUUACCGGACAUGCGACCGUCUGAGUGUAAACAUAAGGUAUAUCCGGACAAUUUACCGCCGAUUACUGUUGUCAUCAUAUUUCGAGACGAGUGGUAUAGUAUUUUACUUAGAACGGUGUACAGUGUGUUAGAAACUUCUCCUCCUCAUCUUAUUUACGAAAUAAUUCUUGUCGAUGAUGGAUCGACGAACGAUGAUUUGAUAAGUUGUAUCAAAAUGCACGUGCAAAAUGUGGACAAGCUAACACUCGUCCAAAACGAGAGACCUCUUGGGUUGAUGAUGGCAAGACAGACCGGUAUAAAUGCCGUCAGGUCGGAAUUGUUUGCCGUCAUGGAUGGUCAUAUGGAGGUGGGACCGGGUUGGCUGGAACCUUUGAUUUACAGACUAGUCCAAAACCCUAAAGCACUCCUUUGCUCUCAUGUUGGUUGGGUGAAUGAAGAAAAUUUUGAAUUUGUGAUAGAUAACAAUCGACCAGAAGAGAAAAAUUUUGACACUUUCUUCCCAUUCUUUGAUCACGUAAAUUUAGAUCAAAUGUUUGCUGAAUAUAGUCCAGCAUUUAAAGAAAAACGGAAUCAUAGCGUGGAACCGAUCCCUUUUGGCACCUUGCAAGGAAUGAUGAUGGUUAUGAGGAAGGAUUUCUUCAUGCAAUUGGGUGGGUUCGAUCCUGGCAUGCGGGUUUGGGGAAGCGAGCAAAUGGAAAUUUCAGUAAAGGUGUGGCUAUGUGGAGGAGUUGUAGAGAUGGUGCCAUGUUCUAAAGUGGCUCAUAUGUUUAGAAUAACUCCAUGGGGUGAGGAUGACCCCGCUAACGACUACCAUUCCUUAAACAAGGCACGUAUGGUAGAGGUCUGGAUGGAUCCCCCAUACAGUGAUACAAUCAGACAUUAUCUUAGCGACAAGAAUUAUACCAUCGAAAACCUACAAGAGAGACGCGUAAUCCGUACCAGAAAUCGAUGUAAACCGUACCAGUAUUUCAUAGACAUAGUAAAGUCAAUAUCCAACGUGUACAUUCCAAAGAAAAUCGAGUACAGGGGUAGAAUUCAAAAUCAACAUAAUAAAAGAUGUAUAGAUCUUGCUAAAACUGAUGACCAGCUUAAUAUUAUUUUGUAUCCGUGCCAUAAAAUGGUAACAUUCAACCAAUACUUUAUUUUAACGGAGAAAAAUCAGAUACGGUGUAUAGAAGGUAAUUUGUUCAAUGUCGAAAAAUGUGGUGAUGAAGUCAUGCUAAAACUGAGAUGGUCUCCGUCUGAGUAUAGUAAAUCGGAUGCAGAAUGGGAUUAUAGUGAAAAUAGGCUGAAACACGUGUCAACCGGACUAUGUAUCACGGCAUUUACACUUGAUAAGCUCGGACUGAGGGUAUGCACGGGCUCGAUGGACCAGAUUUGGAAAUGGGACAAAGUAAAAUGA